UCGCCGGUUCGACACAUAGAACAACAAGGAAGUAAGUCAGACGGUUUGUAGUCUGCUGGAAGUUCAAAACUACAGGAAGAAACACUGUCUGUGUCUGUGUGUUUAUAAAGCCCAGUGUGUGUUCGCGGUGUGUGUAAUGACGUCAGCCCCGGUGUGAGUGACGGUGAACAGAAGAAGAAGAAGAAGGAUGGCAGACGAGGCUCCCUUCCAGUUUCUCCAUAACGAAGUGAUCCAGUACAUCUACAAGUCAGCUGACAGCGGGGAGACGGAGAAUGGGAGAAACAUCAGCAGGCUGGAGAACAUGGGCUUCAGAGUGGGCCAGGGGCUGAUCGAGAGAUUGACAAAGGACACAGCGCGGUUCAAAGAUGAGCUGGACAUCAUGAAGUUCAUCUGUAAAGAUUUCUGGACCUGUGUGUUCAAGAAGCAAAUUGACAACCUUCGAACCAAUCACCAGGGUAUCUAUGUUCUCCAGGACAAUAAGUUCAGAUUACUGGGUCAGCUGUCAGCCGGAAAACAGUACCUGGAACAAGCCCCAAAGUACCUGGCCUUCACCUGUGGUCUGGUGAGAGGAGCUCUGUCCAACCUGGGAGUGAAGAGCAUUGUGACUGCUGAGGUGUCCAUCAUGCCUGCAUGUAAAUUCCAGGUCAUGAUCCAGAAAAUCUAGAGGCCACAUUCACUCGACACUCUUGUUUGCCUUCAUAUACCACUGAGCUUUUGUCAUGAAAAUGCCAGCGAUCUUCCUUAGUCAAAUCUACUUGUUGCUACACUUCUGCAGUAACGUAUGGCAGCAGUCCCGUCCAACAACCUGAGAUGUAUUUUCUGUUUGUAGUGGACAAACACUUUCCCAGCCUUACUCAUUACUCAUGAUCACCGAACAUCUGUUAUGUUUAAGUGAUUAAUAAAAAAGCAAUUUAACACUAGAGACCAAAAAUGAAUUCAUAAAGACCCAGCCGAGCAGCUUAAUUAACGCACUUUCUUUUUAUCAUCAAACUAUCUCCAUCAAAGUCAGGGGGAGUUCACUUGGUGAAUGCUGUCAUCAGACCUGCCAAAAUGUGAUUGAAGGUCAAGAAUAAAGAUUGAAAGAUUGAAUGAAUGCAGACACCAGUCUGUGAAUAAGAGCUCCCCACAGUGUCAGGACAGUGUAGCACUCAUCAUGGAAUGUUAUCAUUAAGCAUGCCAAUAUCCAAACUGUACAGAUGGAAUGAUUUAGUUUUUAUUAAAGUUGUUUGUUUGGACCUGGACUUCUGGUUUGCAUCAGUAUGAAAUCAAGCUCUGUCUAUAUUACAGCUUAGUGUUGUUAAAAAACAACAACAACCUCAGAACAGCAACACCACCAACGUAUGAUAAUUAUGGAAAUUAUUAUUAAAGUUUCUUCUUGCA
Messenger RNA from Larimichthys crocea (large yellow croaker), 1380 nucleotides. It is a transcript of the gene trappc6b, whose product is annotated as trafficking protein particle complex subunit 6B. The transcript is spliced from 6 exons. Gene Ontology annotation, cellular component: trans-Golgi network; TRAPP complex; cis-Golgi network. The coding region runs from base 188 to 664 and encodes 158 amino acids. The record is from RefSeq and is a predicted model, not a curated record. Gene Ontology annotation, biological process: regulation of GTPase activity; endoplasmic reticulum to Golgi vesicle-mediated transport. Lineage: Eukaryota; Metazoa; Chordata; Actinopteri; Sciaenidae.